AUGGCCUCACCGCAGACCUCGCCGCCCCCCUCUGAACGAACCCCUCUCCUCGGUGAUGCUGAAGAUAACUCUCGAGCAAGUUACUCUGACCAGCCCAAUGGCGACGUAAACCCUCCAUCGCCCGAGUCGUUGGAGUCUCCGAAACCCAAAAAGCAGCCGAGAUGGCCUAGCAUCAUUGCUUUGACCAUUCUAUGCCUGGUGGUUGUAGCAGUAUGCUUUGGUCUCACUCUGCCAUCUACAAUCAAAGAAUAUGGGAAAGAAGCCGUCGUCUUCGAGCCCACCAGGCUUUCCAUCGAUUCCUUUACCUCUCUCGGCAUUCGCGCUAGGGUUCAAGGAGACUUUUAUAUGGAUGCUUCAAGAGUCCGCAACAAGGCAACAAGGGAUCUCGGCAAAUUUGGGACCUGGCUGGCCAAAGAAGUCAAGACUGGAGAAUCAGAGGUCAAUGUCUAUCUGCCCGAGUACGACAAUGUCCUGUUAGGGACAGUCACCAUCCCUCCAGUCCGCGUCAACAUCCGAAAUCGCCAAUAUAACCAUCUCGACUUCUUUGCUGAUCUGGAGCCGGGCGAUCUUGACGGGGUCCGACGAGUUGCUAAAGAUUUCAUGGAUCGAAAGCUGGAUGAAAUCACUGUCGAUGCCAUUGCAAGUGUCUCUUUACAAAGCGGAUUGAUCGAGUUGGGCAAACAAACCAUUUCGCAAACCCUGCAAUUCAGGGGUCAGGAUGUGCCAACGCUUCCGAACUUUGAUAUUCAACAACUCCGAUUUGCCGAGUAUGGCAUGCCUGGGCAUCCUGAGGGCGUCAAGGCUAUGGCCAUGGUUUCUGUCUUUAAUCGAUAUCCCGUCAAGUUCGAUGUACCAUCGUUGGCGUUUGACGUUCUUCUCCCGGACUGCUCAGACAAUUACCUUCUAUUCGGAACAACCAAGACAGAAGUCAUCCAUAUCCUUCCAAAGCAAAACAUUAGCGCAAGUGUCAUUGGCCUGGUCAAGCAGUUGCCUACAUCUCUGACGUCUGUAUGUCCCGGCUCCAAAUCCUCCCCCUUGGACAGCCUGGUGGCCGACUAUCUCGCUGGCCGGGAUACCACUGUCUAUAUCCGUGGUGGGCAACAAGACGAGAACACUCCAGAUUGGAUAGGAAAGCUGUUGCAGGAUACCCUGGUCCCAUUCUCGCUUCCGGGUCAUCCUUUUGACAAUCUCAUCAAGAAUUUCUCUUUGGCAGAUGUUCACUUUGCUCUGCCAGAUCCCAUGACAGAUUCACGGCCGGAGAUAUCAGCGGUCGUCAAAGUUUUGGUCGGACUCCCUGCCGAAAUGAACGUCAACUUGGAUGUUGAUAAGGUCAGAGCCGACUCUGAUGUCUACUACCAAGGGGAGCUCCUCGGCAACCUUGACCUCUCCAAAUGGCAAGCGGCGAAUGCGACGAAGGUGGAUGACGACCUUUUGGUCCAGUCCAUUGUCAAGGAUGCGCCGCUUGAGAUCAAAAACCAGACGCUGUUCUCCAAGGUAGUCCAGGCGCUCAUAUUCGGAAAAGGGGCUUCGCUCUCAGUGCAAGCAACCGUUGACGUCAACACUCAUACAGCCUUGGGAGAAUUUGUGGUCCGAAGGAUACCAGCAAAGGGCCAAAUCUUCAUCAAGCCCCUACGCGCUGGAGAUUUUCAAAUGCCGGAAAUAAAGGGUAUGGAAGUCGUUGACUCGUCGGAAACCUCAUUAACUCUGCAGGCAAGGGUUAAUGUGACGAAUCCCACCGACUAUUCGGCCACGAUUCCGUACUGCAAUGUCAGUAUCUGGGCCAACGAUACCCGCGUCGGUUAUGCAUGGGCAUAUUCACAACAUGUCGUGCCCGGUUCCAACGACCUUACGGCGAAUGCUUCAUGGGAAGUUGGUAAAAUUGGAAGAGAAUGGCUUUCUCAAUAUAUCUCGGGAUAUAAUACGAGUCUCACCAUCAAGAGCCAUGCUGGCUCUAUACCGAAUUUUCCUGAUCCCGGCGUGGAAAUGACAGUUCCGGCUCCACAUAUGGUGUCGCAUCCUCUGAGAGAAGCAACAAUGCAUAUUUUUUCUUCGACCGCAACCUUCAUUUUGGUUUCACCACUUGCCUUUUACGUCACCAGCAUCGCAGCCUCUGCCUUUUACAACGACUCAGAGGUUGGAACGAUCGAAUGGAAUUACCCGUUUGCGAUUGAGCCUGGAGAGAAUCUAACGCCAAGACUACCCGUCGAAUGGGGUGGUAACGCACUGGGCACAAUCCGGGAUGCGCUCGGGGGCACCCUGAAAUUGGACGCAAAGGCGGAUGUCGGCGUGAGGAUAGGUGCCAUGAUCCUGGCCAGUCUCGACCCUAGCGAGAAUUUUCUGUGGCUUCGGCCCAAGCUCGGCACCUCGCGGAUACUCUACCGGUCACGUGAAGGCUCUGCCAUUGAGGUAUAA
Fonsecaea multimorphosa CBS 102226 is the source of this 2412-nucleotide messenger RNA. RefSeq lists its product as uncharacterized. Bases 1 to 2412 code for a protein of 803 amino acids. The record is from RefSeq and is a predicted model, not a curated record. The transcript has 3 exons. Gene Ontology annotation, cellular component: fungal-type vacuole membrane. Lineage: Eukaryota; Fungi; Ascomycota; Eurotiomycetes; Chaetothyriales; Herpotrichiellaceae.